AUGAACGAAUCUACAACUAUACUUUUUGUCCCGGGCGCCUGGCACAGCCCUGAUUGUUAUGAUCCGGUUGUGGAACGCCUGGAAGCAGCAAACUACAAGACGAGCAAGGUCCACUUGCCUUCGGUAAAUCCACCAAAACACUACUUGGACUUUGGUGCAGAUGUUGCACAAAUCCGAACGCAAAUUGAGGCCGCAGCGAAUUCAGGGCAGAAUGUCGUGGUGGUUGUUCACUCCUACGGUGGGGUACCGUCAAACGAGGCAAUCAAAGGACUCGAUAUCAAGACACGUCAGCAAAAAGGCCUUCCCGGCGGCGUCACCCAUCUGUUCUUUUGCUGCUCCUUUAUCAUCGGAGAAGGGAAUUCGCUUAUCAGCGCAUUUGGCGGCAAUGACCUUCCUUGGUUUAUCGUGGAAGAAGAUAAAUUAGGCGUCAACCCUGCAGACCCGGACAAAAUCUUCUACAACGACUGUGAUCCUGCCCAGGUUGAAAGUGCUGUCGCUUCUUUGAAACCGCACAGUUAUCAGUGCUUUCACAGCCCUUGUACCUAUGCGGCAUGGAAGGAGAUCCCAAGCACCUACUUGUACUGCCUUCAAGAUGCUGCAAUUCCCAUCGCAGUGCAGAAGAUGAUGGUUGAAGAGACAGCCAAAGGAUUCCCGAUUAACACGGAGACGGUUGAUGCGUCCCACAGCCCAUUUAUCAGUAAGCCAGAUGAGCUGGCCGCGGCCAUUCGACGAGCCGCUGGGGAGGAUAUUUGA
Molecule: messenger RNA, 753 nt
Organism: Penicillium odoratum
Lineage: Eukaryota; Fungi; Ascomycota; Eurotiomycetes; Eurotiales; Aspergillaceae
Product: alpha/beta hydrolase
Exons: 1
Coding region: 1-753 (250 amino acids)
Source: RefSeq, a predicted model, not a curated record